This is a messenger RNA of Drepanopeziza brunnea f. sp. 'multigermtubi' MB_m1, 390 nucleotides long. RefSeq lists its product as uncharacterized. The record is from RefSeq and is a predicted model, not a curated record. NCBI's taxonomy places the organism in Eukaryota, Fungi, Ascomycota, Leotiomycetes, Helotiales, Drepanopezizaceae.
AUGAUACCACGCCUGCGAUGCACGAACGUGCGAUUCCAAAAGGAAAAGGAGACGAUACUGUCCGUUCUCCCUCAGGAGCCAUUGAUCAGAAUCGGGUUGCUCAGCGGCGGCAGCGGGCGAGAUCUUCGUCUUGUCUGCAAGGAGCUCGAGCCCGAGGCAACGAAGUACUUGUUCGGAGAGCGUACUGUUUGCUUGCAAGAGCGCAGCCUACAGAGACUAGUCAUGAUCUCUUCUCAGAGCGAUAAAUUCGGAAAGCAACGCUCGGAAAAUCGUCAUCGGACACAAACGGGUCUAGACAGUGUACAUGACGCCUAUAUUAUUCUUUCAUGGGAUGUUCCACGAAUCUGGCAACCGAAAGAUGAGUUCUGCGAACUUGCAUACUCCGAGUGA